AUGAUCUUCGUUCUUGCCCCUUUGUGCCGUCAUUCCAUGGCAUGUGUUCAUCAAAUUGCAUGUUUGACGCACGACCUGGCUAAUGUUUUCCUGCAGAAUUUCUUCAAUAUCAUCAAUGGAGAAACGGUAUCUAGUGCUGUGACUCAGCAUGGCAUCAACCCAGCCAACAAGGAGCCAAACCCCCCCGUUCCGGUUGCCAGCCCCGCCGAGCUCGACAAGGCUGUCGCUGCGGCGCAAGUUGCCUUUGAGCAAUGGUCACCAUUCCCGCUUGAGGAUCGGCGCAAGGCUCUGUUCGCGUACUCUGACGCACUGAAUGCUGAAAAAGAUGGGUUCACCAGCCUGCUUACGAAAGAGCAAGGCAAACCCCUGUCCCAGGCGGCAAUGGAAGUUGAGAUGGCGGUGGCAUGGAUCAAGGGCCUGGCAAGCUUGGAGAUACCCGAGGUUGUGCUGGAGAAUUCAUCCGAGCGGAAAAUUGUCCAACGAUUCACGCCCAUUGGAGUGGCCGCCGCGAUCGUCCCGUGGAAUUUUCCAGUGCUCCUGGCAAUCGGAAAGGUUGUUUCGGCGCUGAUUACGGGAAACAGUAUCAUUGUGAAGCCGUCACCCUUUACUCCCUAUACAGCGCUGAAAUUAACCGAGUUGGCAAUCCCGUUCGUCCCUCCCGGGGUCUUCCAGGCUCUUAGCGGGGAUGAUCAACUCGGGCCCUGGAUGACGAGACACCCAGGAAUCCUGAAAGUCAGCUUCACCGGCUCAACAUUGACGGGAAAACGGAUUGCUCUCGCGGGUGCCGAGACCUUCAAGCAAUGUACCCUCGAGCUCGGGGGCAACGAUCCUGCAAUCAUCUGCAAAGAUGUGGAUCUCGACGCCCUAGUCCCCAAGGGGGAUCAGAACCUUGGGCAAGUCGAAGACAAGUUGCUGAUGUUGGAUCCGACCAGGGUCGCUCCUCUUUGCUUUUUGAACUCCAGCCAGGUAUGCAUGAUGAUCAAACGGCUCUAUGUACACGAGAGCAUCUACGAGGCAUUCCGAGAUAAACUAGCGGCCCAUGUAAAAACGCUUCCUGUCGGCAAUGGGGUCCAGCCAGAUGUGUUUCUCGGGCCGGUUCAGACUGAAAUGCAAUACAACAAAGCUCGGGACUUGCUCAGCUCCAUCUCUGCAGAGGGCCUCCGUCCAGCGCUUGGCGGCACUGUGGAGGAGUCCGCCGGCUACUUCAUUCAUCCGACCAUUGUCGACAACCCGCCCGAUACGGCCCGGGUUGUUACUGAGGAGGCAUUUGCUCCCAUUCUACCGCUGUUGAAGUGGCAGACGGAGGAGGAGGUCAUUGCCAGGGCAAACGCUGAUCCGGCCGGGCUAGGCGGUUCCGUCUGGAGUCGAGAUCUCGAUCAAGCUCAGCGUUUAGCGUCUCGUCUCGAGUGCGGCUCUGUCUGGAUCAACUCGCAUUUCGCUGUCGCCCCGCACGUCCCCUUUGGUGGUCGGAAGGAAAGUGGCAGUGGCGUAGAAUGGGGAGUGGAUGGCCUCAAGGCCUACUGCAACCCCUAG
Messenger RNA from Aspergillus fumigatus Af293, 1533 nucleotides. RefSeq names its product aldehyde dehydrogenase family protein. The record is from RefSeq and is a predicted model, not a curated record. Gene Ontology annotation, molecular function: aldehyde dehydrogenase (NAD+) activity. NCBI's taxonomy places the organism in Eukaryota, Fungi, Ascomycota, Eurotiomycetes, Eurotiales, Aspergillaceae.